AUGGGCCCCCAAGCAGCUGUCGUACGGCCAUGCGGCAACAUGGAGAGGUUCUCGACUGCUCGUCAUUCACUCGGCUUGUAUCGAUGCGUGUCAGUGACGGGCCGGUAUGCCGUUCCACCCGGCACCGCGCUCGAAAUUCUCAAGACGAAGCUCCGUGAAGCUGUUGCGCAGGUCGUCAUGGAGCAGCCUUUUCUACGCGUCGGCAUCGCCAAUGAAGACAAACAAGCCGCUUGCUACGUCUACGUUCCACGCAUCAACUUCGCAGAACACAUCCAGUGGCUCAGCCCGUCCCGCCCAGAGGCGGCGGAUGCAGUCUUAUGCAAACACCUCUCUUUCCAGCAUGAUCAGCUCUGGUUACAGCUCGACCAGCGCCCGCCCUGGAAGAUUGCCGUCAUUCCCAUCGAGACCUCCCAGGGCUCUCCAUCAGAGAUCGAGGUUGUCUUCUCCUUCCAUCACGCCAUCGGCGAUGGUACAAGCGGUUCUAUCUUUCUCGACCGUCUCCUCAAUGCACUGCUUAACCCGGCUGUCAUUUCGGGACUUGCAGCGGACCAGCUCGAGCUGUCGGAGCCACCGAUAUUACCCGGUCCCCAUGAGCAACUCAUCAACGGUCGGAUCAGCUGGCCAUACUUUCUCUGGGAGCUAUGGGGUGCCUUCGGCCCUUCCUGGCUGAAGUCUAAACCGGAUGCCAUUCCCUGGAAAGGUCGCGCUAUCGACUUCUCGACACCUUACCAGACGAAUGUCCAGUUGCUGCGACUUCCGGCUGCCAUCGCGACUGGACUGUUGGCGGCUGCUCGGGCGCAUUCUCUGACCCUGACGCCAUUGCUGCACGCACUCGUUGCCGCCUCGCUUUCACGCCAUCUCCCCGCCUCAAAGGCACAAGCGUUUGAGCCGUGUUCUGCCAUUAGCUUGAGACGGUAUGUUCCGGCGACCGCAGGGCUCGACGUGGACAAGGAAUUCUCGAUUCUCCUCACAUCGACAGAUCACCCGAUACCCAAGGCGUCGACUGCGAACCUUCGCGAAUCCUCCGGCCAGGACCUUGAGAAAGCAAUCUGGGGCGUAGCAGCCUCCGUCAAGAAUGACCUUAAAAGCAGGCUGGCGACUCUGCCCCACGACGACAUCACGGCCAUGUUGAAGUAUGUCAGCAACUUCCAUGAGUUCUUCACGAAGAAAGAUCAUGGCGAACGCGGCAAUAGCUGGGAGGUCAGCAACCUGGGGGCCAUCAACGGCGGUGCAACUGAAGGUGGCUUGUGGAAGCUGAACCGAGCCGUAUUCUCGCAGUCGGCCAUGACAGUGGGACCCGGGUUUGCCGUCAACGUCGCGGGCAUCGCCGGCGGAGAAGUCACCAUUACAUUGACUUGGAACGAGGAUAUCGUGGACACAGCGCUGCUAGAAUCUCUGGCUGCAGACCUCGAAUCGUGGACGCGACGGCUAGCAGGCGGGGCUCCCUUCUGA
Molecule: messenger RNA, 1452 nt
Organism: Colletotrichum higginsianum IMI 349063
Lineage: Eukaryota; Fungi; Ascomycota; Sordariomycetes; Glomerellales; Glomerellaceae
Product: L-amino acid oxidase
Exons: 2
Coding region: 1-1452 (483 amino acids)
Molecular function (GO): N-acetyltransferase activity
Source: RefSeq, a predicted model, not a curated record